GUUCAUCGGUCGUUCAUGUGUGUGAGAUGUUGUAGUUUAUUAAGUCUACUCUGGAUCAUGUGGAGUUGAGGCCUGAUACUUUAUUCCUUCAAUCAAACCGUCCACAAAGAAAAUGGAUCAAGGUUAGCGAAGAAGCUGUUAUUGGCAUCAUCUGAAGUAUAUACAUCACACAUUUCAACCUGUCAGGUAAAGUAAGGCAUUUUUCAGACAUGGCCUUGACUGAAGUUUCAAGCAACAAGUGUUUUGAGGGAUUUCAGAAGGUGUUUGAACAUGACAGCAAUGAGUUGAAGUGCAAAAUGAGAUUUGCCAUCUACUUGCCCCCAAAGGUAGAAGUUGGGAAAUGUCCUGUUCUGUACUGGCUGUCAGGUUUAACAUGUACUGAGCAGAACUUCAUAACUAAAGCAGGCUUCCAACAAGCAGCUUCUGAACAUGGAAUCAUCGUAGUGGCACCAGACACUAGCCCUCGUGGCUGCAAUAUUGAAGGAGAAGAUGAUAGCUGGGACUUUGGUACCGGUGCUGGGUUUUAUGUAGAUGCCACUGAGGAGAACUGGAGAAUAAACUAUCGAAUGUAUUCUUAUGUCACUGAAGAGUUGCCACGUCUGAUAAAUGCAAACUUUCCUGCUGAUUCGGAGAGAGCAUCCAUCUUUGGCCAUUCGAUGGGUGGUCAUGGAGCAUUAAUCUGCGCAUUAAGGAACCCUGGGAAAUACAAGUCUGUUUCAGCAUUUGCUCCAAUCUGCAAUCCAGUACAGUGUCCAUGGGGGAAAAAGGCAUUCAGUGGAUAUUUGGGCCCAGACCAAACAAAAUGGGAGGCAUAUGAUGCUACCUGUCUUGUGAAGAAAUACAGUGGUCCACAACUGGACAUUCUGAUAGACCAGGGCAAGGAUGACCAGUUUCUUGCUGCAGGACAGUUACUACCAGACAACUUUAUUGCAGCUUGUACAGAGAAGAAAAUCUCUGUUGUUUUCCGACUUCAAGAAGGUUAUGAUCACAGUUACUACUUCAUUGUUACGUUUAUUAAUGAUCAUAUGAAACAUCAUGCAAAAUACCUAAAUGCCUAAACCACUAGGCUUCUUCAUGCAUUUCAAAGCUAAGAAAUGCUUCAUAAUGAGAGCAUAACAUAUUGGUGAUAAUUUCAGUGGACUUGUCAUUUGCUUCCUUCAAAUGUAAUUGUGAAAAUUAAAAGCACUUAUUUUGAAAUGUCAGUGCAUUAUUCAGAACACUUAUAUUUGCCUCAUCUACUCAUUGGCACUAGGAACAGAAAUGUUAAUUGGCUGCUGACUAAAGUAUUUGUACUCUAAUGUAAUACUUUAUUAAUGAAAUAAAAGAAAUAUUUUGCUUUGUGUACUGAG
Molecule: messenger RNA, 1349 nt
Organism: Protopterus annectens (West African lungfish)
Lineage: Eukaryota; Metazoa; Chordata; Ceratodontiformes; Protopteridae
Gene: ESD
Product: esterase D
Exons: 10
Coding region: 210-1058 (282 amino acids)
Biological process (GO): formaldehyde catabolic process
Cellular component (GO): cytosol
Molecular function (GO): S-formylglutathione hydrolase activity
Source: RefSeq, a predicted model, not a curated record